This is a messenger RNA of Lepidothrix coronata (blue-crowned manakin), 2542 nucleotides long. RefSeq names its product coenzyme Q2, polyprenyltransferase (gene COQ2). Gene Ontology annotation, cellular component: mitochondrial inner membrane. The transcript is spliced from 7 exons. NCBI's taxonomy places the organism in Eukaryota, Metazoa, Chordata, Aves, Passeriformes, Pipridae. The record is from RefSeq and is a predicted model, not a curated record. Gene Ontology annotation, biological process: ubiquinone biosynthetic process. Bases 73 to 924 code for a protein of 283 amino acids.
CGGCCGCGCAGCUUCUCGGCGGCCGAGCUGGUGCGCGCCGCGCCGGGCCCGCUGCAGCCCUACCUGCGGCUCAUGCGGCUGCACCAGCCCGCCGGGACGUGGCUGCUGUACCUGCCAUGCACCUGGAGCAUCGGGCUGGCGGCCGAUCCCGGCUGCCUCCCGGACUGGCACAUGCUGUCCCUGUUCGGCGUGGGGGCCGUGCUCAUGCGGGGCGCCGGCUGCACCAUCAAUGACAUGUGGGAUCGCGACUUUGACAGAAAGGUUGCAAGGACAGCAAGUAGACCCCUGGCAGCUGGAGAUAUCUCCACUUUUCAGUCCUUUGUUUUUCUCGGGGGGCAGCUUAGCUUGGCACUCUGUGUGCUUCUGUGUCUGAAUUACUACAGUAUCGUUCUGGGAGCAGCCUCUUUGUCUCUUGUGGUCACCUACCCUCUGAUGAAGAGAAUAACAUAUUGGCCACAGCUGGUUUUGGGACUUACAUUUAACUGGGGAGCCCUUCUUGGCUGGUCUGCCAUCAAAGGGUCAUGUGAGUGGUCCGUGUGUUUGCCCUUGUACUUGUCUGGAGUCCUGUGGACACUGAUAUACGAUACCAUUUAUGCACAUCAGGAUAAGAAGGACGACAUCAUGAUUGGAGUGAAAUCAACUGCAUUACAGUUCAAGGAGGAUACAAAACAGUGGCUCAGUGGCUUCAGCCUUGCCAUGCUCCUGAGUCUGUGCGUGGCAGGGAUGAACUGUAACCAGACGUUGCCGUAUUACUCAGCCGUGGCUGCUGUAGGGGCUCACCUAGCACACCAGAUUUACACUUUGGACAUAGACAAGCCUGAAGACUGUUGGAAGAAAUUUGCUUCAAAUCGUACUGUAGGAAUUCUGCUCUUUACAGGGAUUGUGCUUGGAAAUUUGUGGAAACAAAAGGACUUAAAAAUGUAGAAGAGCCUUUAGAAAACAGAUAGUUGAAAUUAUUAUAAAUACUCAUAUUUUAGUCCUGCUAAAAUGUAAGUACUGUAAGAAGGAAAAAACUUUUAAUAUAAAUAUAGCUGCUUUAUACUGUUUAUUUAUAAAAGCUGGUGAAAACAUUCUUGUUUCUAAAAUCAUGCGGUUGAGAUGAUCCUACAAUGCAAGUUUUGAUUAUCUGUAAAUAACUUCAAUCUCUGUAGAAGCUUCAGUAAGUGAAGCUGCUCUGCUGGUCCUGUGUGGUGUCAAGAGCUUGUGUCAAGCUCUGAAGACCGAUUGCAAGAUUUUAUAGAAAACGUAUGUCUCUUAGUGAUGGCACGGGCAAAAAUGCAAAAUUAUUUCAGGAUGUAAAUAAAAUCUGCCUGUACAUGUUUGAUGGUCCGGUUUAUUACAAGAAUAAUUCUCAGUUUGAGUUGGAGCUUGCUGCAUGAAAGAAUUGCAAUAACUGUUUUCAUCCUGAGAUGUCUAAAAGCAGUCAGGACUUUUGAGUGUGUGAGGUUCAUAAUAAGUCAAUAGAGAAGUAUUUAGGAUUGUCUUUUGCUCUUGCUGUGGUUGCUGACAGUGGGUGCUUCUCAUGUGAAAAGAACAGGCUUCUGUGAAGUUGCCUGCACAGAGUGGGCUGAGCUUGUUUGUCAAGAGUGACUUGAACACAGACUACUGACUUUGAACAAAAACAGAGUAGCCCAGAACUAUUGCCAAGUGUCCAUGACUGCUGGCUGACCCUGAGCUACAAAUUUGUCAUGCUACGUGUUGUCAUACUUCUAUUUUUUAAUUCCGCUUGUUUUGACUUAGGCCUACUGGUUUUAUUUGUAGUCUUACAGGAAGAACUUGUUUCUAGGAGGAUGCCUAGAAACAAUAAAAAUAGCAAGUGCAGGCUAACAGUUACAUUGCUUAAAACUGUUCACGUUUUCAACUGGCUUAUGCUCUCCCCAUUCCGCGAUGUACGCGGUGUUUAACCUUGUCUUUGACUCCUGGUGUUAAAGAGCUUGUAUGACGUGUUGUGAAGACAAUUUCUGUGGAAGGAGGAGCAGGCACAGCUGUUCCGGGAUAAGGAUACAGUGGAGCUUACCUGAGUUUCCAUGCUGGUUGGCAGCGCAAGCACACUUUUCUCCAUGGGUGACUGUGUAUGCCUGCAUGUGGGGCUGUGGUUUGGUGAUACAGAAGGUUUGGUUGCCAAGCUCAUUAUGGUAUCCCAACCACCUUUCCUGAUGUCUGCUCUCCUCUUUGAGUGGUAGGGCACAACUUUUGUGUGUAGUCACAGCAAUAACAAGGCUCAGUACUGCUCUGGCUCCAAAGAUGGAAAUGAUAUUUUUAAGGUUUUUUUAAACCAGUAUUUCUGAGAGACCUUGCAGUCCAGAGCCAUGUGUCCAGGGUUUGCUAAGGGUAAUUUUGCAUUGCCAGUGAUGGUGAACAGGCGAAGCAGCUCUUGGUGCAGGAAAAAGAAAGCAUCUAAUGAGUCAAUGGCUUUGGUCACAGAAGUUCCUUUUUGGGGCUGGAACUGCCAGUUCUGAACACUUCAUUUUAAUGUACAUCCUGUAAAGUUGCUUUUUCUUUUACUAUUUGCAUCAGUGACGUCAAAUACAUUUUAAGCAAA